This is a messenger RNA of Phascolarctos cinereus (koala), 366 nucleotides long. Lineage: Eukaryota; Metazoa; Chordata; Mammalia; Diprotodontia; Phascolarctidae. The record is from RefSeq and is a predicted model, not a curated record.
AUGGUGGAGAAGGCCAAGGAGGCCAUGGAGCCUGCCAAGGCAGUCAUCAUGGGGCUGUGCCAGGACAUGUUCUCCAAAAUGGCCACACACCUGACAAGCGAGCUGACAGCCCCCAGUGAAGACUCUAAACCUCUGGAAAAUAUGAACAAACUGACUAGCUUGAAGUAUCUAGAAAUGAAAGGCAUUGCAGUAAACUUAGGUAGAAACCUAAAGGACUCAAACCAGAAAUCUGCAGCACCUCAGCCUCAUCUGGAUCAGAUCACUUUAACUGAGGAGGAAGUAGCUGCUCUUGAGCAGGCAGCUUACAAGUUGGAUGCAUAUUCAAAGAACCUGGAAGCAAAGUACAAGAAGUUGGAGAGGCGAUGA